AUGAGCAUCCAGGCCCCACCCGGACUCCUGGACCUGGCAGGGCAGAGCCUGCUGAGAGACCAGGCCUUGGCCAUCUCUGCCGUGGAGGAGCUGCCCAGGGAGCUCUUCCCCGCACUGUUCAUGGAGGCCGUCAGCAGGAGACACUUCCAGACUCUGCCGCUGAUGGUGCAGGCCUGGCCCUUCACCCGCCUCCCACUGGGAUCGCUGAUGAAGAGCCUUCAUCUGGAGACCUUAAAAGCAUUGCUGGAGGGGCUCCAUAUGCUGCUGACACAGAAGGUUCAUCCCAGGAGGUGGAAACUUCAAGUGCUGGAUUUGCAGGAUGUUGAUGAGAAUUUCUGGACCAGCGUCCUGUCCUGCUCCCCAGAGGCCGUGAGUAAGAGGCCGACACAGGACUGUCCAAGGACGGCAGAGCACCAGCCCUGGAAGGUGGUCAUAGACGUCUGUAUCGAGGAACUACUCCAGGAUGAAUGCCUGAGAUCGCUUUGCUGUAGUAAGUUGGUGAAUCAUCUAACACAGAUUAAAUAUCUCAGGAAGUCAUUGAAAGUAAUACCCCUGAGUAGCAUUCAGGAGCUGGAAAUUUAAGACCUGUGCUGGCCGCGUCUGAUAAGAAAGCGUCCUUCUUACCUGAAGGAGAUGAAGAAUCUUGGCAAAGUCGUUUUCUACAGGUGCUAUGAUUACACAACAGACCGUGACAUCCAGGAACAGUUAAGUAGCCAUUCAGCUCUGUUUCUCAGCCUGGAACACCUCCAGAUGCUUAGAAUAGAAAUGGUCACCUCCUUCAGCGGGCACCUGGAACAGCUGAUCAGGUACCUCCAGAACCCUUUAGAGGGCUUGGAUUUAGCUCGGAGCAAACUAUUGAAAGAGGAUUUAAAGUGCUUCUCACAGUACCCAAGCCUCAGGUACCUGAAGCAUCCUAAUCUCGGCAAUGUGUGUCUGUCCAGAGUCAGCCUUGAGCCCCUCACAGUUCUGCUUCAGAAAGUUGCUGCCACUCUGGAGACCCUCAAUUUGGAGCCCUGUCUGACCAACUGCUCCCAACCCUGUGCCUGCCUGCCUGCCCUGAGCCACUGCUCCCAGCUCACCACCUUCUGCUUUGGUGGAAAGCGGGUGACUGUGGACGACCCGAAGCACCUGCCGCACCACACCCAUGGGCUGAGCAAGUUAAGCCUAGAGAUGUAUCCUGCCCCUCGGGAGAGUUACCAUUCCUGGGUUAAUGUCAACUGGGAGAUCCUGACUCGGGCUGAGUCGAUGUGGACACUGAGGGAAGUGAGGCAGCCCAAGGAGGUCUUCCUUGGUCCCACCCCCUGUCCUUCCUGUGGCUCAUCGCCAUCUGAGGAACUGGAGCACCAUCUUUGCUGCUAG
Messenger RNA from Saimiri boliviensis boliviensis (Bolivian squirrel monkey), 1359 nucleotides. RefSeq names its product PRAME family member 1. Gene Ontology annotation, cellular component: cytoplasm. NCBI's taxonomy places the organism in Eukaryota, Metazoa, Chordata, Mammalia, Primates, Cebidae. Gene Ontology annotation, biological process: negative regulation of cell differentiation; positive regulation of cell population proliferation; negative regulation of apoptotic process. The record is from RefSeq and is a predicted model, not a curated record.